AUGAGUUCCAAGGAGGUUCCUAUUCCGGGACCCAAGGGGGUCCCACUUCUGGGUAACAUCUAUGACAUCGAGGCUGAAGUGCCAAUGAAGAGCAUUGAGCUGAUGGCUGAUAACUACGGCCCAAUCUAUCGACUUACGACCUUUGGCUCCCCACGUGUAUUCGUCAGUUCCCACGAACUGGUCAACGAAGUUUGCGACGAAGAAAGAUUCGCAAAGGCAGUCACAGGAGGACUAAAAGAGAUCAGAAAUGGUACCCAUGAUGGCCUUUUCACGGCAGAUGUGCCGGGCGAAGACACCAAUUGGGGCGCUGCACACCGAGUGCUAGUCCCCGCCUUUGGGCCAUUGGCGAUUCGUGGAAUGUUCGAUGACAUGUACGAUAUUGCGAGUCAGCUCGUAAUGAAGUGGGCUCGACAAGGCCCGAAUGCCAACAUCACGGUCGCAGAUGACUUCACCCGCUUGACGCUGGAUACCAUUGCACUUUGUGCCAUGGGCACUCGCUUCAACUCUUUCUACCGCGACGAGAUGCAUCCGUUUGUGGAGGCCAUGGUGGGCCUACUUGCUGGGUCGGGGGCACGGUCUCGCCGUCCGGCUCUUCUCAACAAUUUGCCCACGAGCGAGAACGCGAAGUACUGGGCUGAUAUAGAUUAUCUGCGCAAUCUGUCACAGGAGCUGGUUGAAGCGCGGAAAAACCAUCCCGAAGAUAAGAAGGAUCUUCUUAAUGCCAUGGUUCUAGGGCGAGAUCCUCAGACUGGGAAGGGCCUGACUGACGAUUCGAUUGUCGACAACAUGAUUACUUUCCUCAUUGCUGGACAUGAGACUACGUCCGGCAUGCUAUCAUUUUUGUUCUACUACUUACUUAAAACACCACAUGCCUACAAGAAAGCUCAAGAUGAAGUCGAGCAGGUUAUUGGACAGCGCAAGAUCACAGUGGACGAUAUGUCCAAACUUCCCUACAUCACAGCCGUGAUGCGCGAAACGCUGCGACUGAGGCCCACUGCACCAUUCAUCAGCGUACACGCCCACCCGACUAAGAACAAGGAAGAACCUGUUACCCUUGGAGGUGGGAAGUACGUCCUCAACAAAGACGAGCCCAUUAUUGUGAUGGCCGGAAAGAUGCAGCGCGACCCUAAAGUAUGGGGUGCUGACGCCGACGAAUUCCGACCCGAACGAAUGCUGGACGAAAACUUCGAAAAGUUGCCCAAAAACGCAUGGAAGCCAUUUGGAAAUGGUAUGCGAGGCUGUAUCGGACGGCCAUUUGCGUGGCAAGAAGCCCUACUUGUCGUGGCGAUUCUGCUACAGAACUUCAAUUUCCAGAUGGCUAAUCCCAGCUAUGAUCUGCGUAUCAAGCAGACCCUUACUAUCAAGCCUAAGGAUUUCGAAAUGAAAGCAUCUUUGCGCCAUGGGCUUGAUCCGACACAACUUAGCAUCGCAUUGGGUGGCACUGCAGGCGAGGCGAAGGUGGCUGGUCUUGAGGAUCGGGAGAAGAAGCCCAAGCAGGCUCCUGCGAGUGGCGAGCUUAAGCCGAUGCAUAUCUUCUUUGGAAGUAACACGGGUACUUGUGAGGCGUUUGCGCGCAGAUUAGCAGAUGAUGCUGUGGAGUAUGGGUUCUCGGCCUCGACCAAUUCUUUGGAUUCUGCUCUGCAAAAUAUCCCAAAAAAUGACCCUGUUGUUUUCAUCAGCGCAUCUUAUGAAGGGCAACCGCCUGACAAUGCGGCUCACUUUUUCGAGUGGCUGAGUGAGCUUAAGGGAAGCAGCUUGGAAGGUGUUAACUACGCAGUCUUUGGCUGUGGACAUCACGAUUGGGCUGCUACUUUCCAUCGGAUUCCAAAGGCAGUCGAUGCGUUGGUAUCGGAAAACGGAGGAAACAGACUCUGUAAUAUUGGACUUGCCGACGCCGCUAAUUCAAACAUGUUCACUGAUUUCGAUAACUGGGGAGAUUCCACAUUCUGGCCCGCUAUCACAUCGAAAUUCGGCGGAGGACAAGACAAGUCAGCCAAAUCCAAGACAUCCCUACAGGUGGAGGUAUCUUCUGGAAUGCGCGCUUCGACACUAGGCCUCCAGCUAGAGGAAGGGUUCGUGUUGGAAAACCAAGUCCUGACACAGCCUGGUGUACCUACAAAGAGACAGGUGAAGUUCAAGCUCCCAACCGAAAUGAACUACCAAUGCGGCGACUACCUGGCCGUCCUUCCCGUGAACCCAACUCCCGUGGUCCGCCGAGCAAUCCGCCGCUUCGAUCUACCCUGGGACGCCAUGCUGCGCAUCCAAAAGCCAUCAAAGACUGCAGCCGCCCCCUCUUUCCCGCUCGACACUCCAAUCUCCGCCUUCGAGCUCCUGUCCACAUACGUCGAGCUCGCCCAACCUGCCUCAAAACGCGAUCUGAAGCUCCUUGCUGACGCCGCGAUCGAAGAUGCCGAGACUCAGGCCUCCCUCAACUACAUCGCCUCGAGCCCCAGCAAUUUCACCUCCGAAAUCGUCCAAAAGCGCGUCAGUCCCCUGGACCUACUUCUCCGCUACCCUAACAUCAAGAUCCCGAUUGGCGAUUUCCUCGCCAUGCUCCCACCCAUGCGCGUACGCCAAUACUCCAUCUCCUCAUCUCCGCUCUCGAACCCAGAUGAAUGCACAAUCACCUUUUCCGUCAUCAACGGCCCCGCUCUCUCGGCCAGCGCCUCAGAGCCCAGCGCUGAAGCAGAAAUCCAAUACAUGGGCGUCGCAUCAAACUACCUCUCCGAGCUCCAAGUCGGUGAACGGGCACACAUCUCCGUCCGCCCUUCGCACUCGGGCUUCAAGCCCCCAGUAGCCCUCGAAACACCCAUGAUCAUGGCCUGCGCCGGAACUGGCCUCGCGCCGUUCCGUGGAUUCAUCAUGGACCGCGCUGAGCGCAUCCGCGGUCGGAGCAGCUCGUUCUCCGCGGACCACGACGGCGAGAAACCUGCCAAGGCAGUUCUAUACGCUGGUUGUCGGACUAAGGGUCAAGAUGAUAUCCAUGCUGCUGAGCUGGAGGAGUGGGCUAAGAUAGGCGCUGUUGAGGUCCGUUGGGCAUAUAGUCGCCCGGCGGAUGGAUCUGGUGGCUGUUAUGUUCAGGAUCUCAUGCGGAAGGAUAGCGAGGAGCUUUGCGAGUUGUUCGAGUCUGGGGCGAACAUCUAUGUCUGUGGCAGUACUGGGGUUGGGGGUGCUGUGAGGGAUGUUUGUAGGGAGAUUUAUCUUGGACGGCGAAAGGAGAAGAUCGAACGAGCUAAGCAGACUGGGGAGGAGCUUAUUAUGGAUGCGGAACUUGAGGAUGAUGUCGCCGCUGAUAGAUUCUUUGAGAAAUUGCGCACCAAGGAGAGGUUUGCUACUGAUGUGUUUACGUGA
Molecule: messenger RNA, 3351 nt
Organism: Penicillium verhagenii
Lineage: Eukaryota; Fungi; Ascomycota; Eurotiomycetes; Eurotiales; Aspergillaceae
Product: bifunctional cytochrome P450/NADPH--P450 reductase
Exons: 5
Coding region: 1-3351 (1116 amino acids)
Cellular component (GO): cytosol
Molecular function (GO): FMN binding; aromatase activity; flavin adenine dinucleotide binding
Source: RefSeq, a predicted model, not a curated record